Chara braunii is the source of this 1216-nucleotide messenger RNA. Lineage: Eukaryota; Viridiplantae; Streptophyta; Charophyceae; Charales; Characeae. The record is from the annotation of a GenBank genome assembly.
CUCUUAGAGAGGAAGCGACCAGCUUCGCGCAGUCACUCGCACACGCAGCCCACUGCUAAAAUGACAUGGUCAAGUACUCUGCUGCCACCACCUCACAGACUUUCUCACUGCAUUGUGAGAAUGCUUCGCGGAGCCACUAGUGGGAUAAGGGCGUCAGACAAACUCCCGACAAUCGAUAUGUGGCAAUGGCGGAGUGUACACGUCCUAAAGGCCGCUAUGGACGAGCUUAUCGUUGUGCCCGGGCAUGGGGUGAUCGAGGCACAGCUUAUCCAACUCUUUUACUGUGUGCUGCCCGAGCAAGUGCAAGGGCAUUUCUUUUCUAAAAAGCAACAACCAAGAAUGGCGUACGACCUCCUUAGUAGAGAGGCCGUUGCUUUUGCCGCCCAAGCUAUGGCAGUGACCACUUUCUGGCAUAAGGAUCUAACAAAGGGCAGGAAGUGGAAGGGCCGCACCAUCUCUGGCCAAAUGAAGGCCAAUGACAGUAUUAUUUUAACAAUGGAAGAUGUGGAAGAGAUCCCCUACACUCGCAUAGAGUGGGGGUUGGAAGAGGACAUCAGUGCAGGAAAGGGGAGUACUUAUGAUGUGUCGCGGCCAGAGGGAGGCUGCAAGGAGGAGGAGGAGGCCGAGGCAGGAAUGGCCAGCCCUCAGGUGGCCGAGGACAGGGCGGCCAGGAGGUUGGCGGCAACAAGGACUGCCAAGCGGGAGAAAGGGGUCAAGGUCCUCCAUCUAACCGCCUGCGUUCCAGUAAAGGAAAAAGGUGCGAGGUAUUUGGCUAUAUGGUGGGUGGGUAGAGGUGGAAGAAGAAGAUGGUGCAAGGUGCUUGGCUAUGGUGGAGGCGGACAGUACAAGGUGCUUGGCUACGGUGGACGGUUGAUGGAGGUGGUAGAAGAAGAAGGUGCAGGUGCUUGGCUAUGGUGGACAGGUGAUGGAGGUGGAAGAAGAAUGUGCAAGGUGCUUGGCGAUGGUGGAGGGGUGAUGGAGAUGGAGGAAGAAGAUUGUGUGAGGUUGGGAUGCGGCCCAGGCGUGGGUUUUGAGGCUGGCAAAGUUCGCUCCCCCAUCACCGCCGUGACCUUCGACGCCGCCGCGAUCUUCGUCAUUGCCGACACCUUCGUCGCCGCCUUAACUACCGCCGCCACCGUGACCUUGCCGCUGCCGUGACCUUCGCCGUUGCCACGAUCUUCACCGAACUAUCCCAAAAUGAAUCACAACUUACCCA